Messenger RNA from Melampsora larici-populina 98AG31, 579 nucleotides. RefSeq lists its product as uncharacterized. Bases 1 to 579 code for a protein of 192 amino acids. The record is from RefSeq and is a predicted model, not a curated record. NCBI's taxonomy places the organism in Eukaryota, Fungi, Basidiomycota, Pucciniomycetes, Pucciniales, Melampsoraceae. The transcript has 2 exons.
AUGCAUUGUUUUUGUCAUCUUCAAAGAUUACUCGCCCGAUCGCCUCCUGCUGACACAACAAAUCUUGGAAAAAUUCAAAGAAAUAUUGGGCCAAGCUUUGAGGCGGACGAUAUUACAUACAAUCAUCUUUUUGAUUAUUAUCAUGCUCAGGAUACCUCCAAGAAGAGCCCCAACAAUAUUGUUAGUAUCGAAGUGGAAGGAAAGCUAUCUUGUGUAAAGGUACUUCAUAUUUUGCAAUUGGCUGAAACUUCGGAACAGCUAGCAAUGGUACAACAGUUAUCAGAAGUCAAAGACGAAAUGCUGAAUCCGGUAUUCAAAAAGUUAGGAAUUACCCGGGUUUUGGAAGGAUCCGAGAGAAGAUUCAUCAAGGUAGAUGUGAUACUUUCUCCAGUUUCUCCUAGAAAAAUCCCAGCCUGGACUAUGGGUGUGCAUAACCCUAGCAUGCUUGUAAUGAUGGUAACUUCUGGUGAACAAAAUGUAAACCCGGUAAACAGUCACGAUAUGGAGGAAUUUUACGCUUCUCAACUAGCUGGAGAUGACAUGGCAAUGGACAUUGACACUGAUCCAUCCAUGAUUUAA